CUUUCGUCUUCUCAUUCCGUUUCGGUCCUCGGUCGAGUUUGCACGCACGCACCACUGCGCUCUCUGCUGCCGUCGUCGUCCGCCACCAGCAGAAGGAGGGAGGAGAAAAGAAGCAAAAAGUGACAAGAAGCAAAUCGGUGACUGCGGGUGUGUGUGUGUGUACGCGCGCGGGGUGAAAAAAUAAAAAGUGACUGCAAAAUCCGGAUUAAUCGCGGCGAGGAUUGGGGAGUUUGCCUUCGGGUUGAGAGGCUGCCCCGUGCCGGAAGUGGUUGCAAGAAUCCGGUUGAAGAAAUCUGUGGAGGUUUGGGUUUAAAUUGGGAAAAGAAGGGAAGAUUUUCGCAGCGCCGCUCCCUCUACCCCUCCCACCACCGUCGAAGAGAGUGCAGAAAAAAAGAACGUCAAGAAAAUUCGAAGCAAAUCGCAGCAGGCCACGGAACAAGUGUUGCCGAUUGCGGUCGGAACCGGACCACUGCAGAAGGUGGUCGUGGCCACCAGCGCCACCGUCAUCAAACCAAGAAGAACCCCUUGAAAAGCAAGGAAAGAAGAAGGUUUUUCUCUUGCCCUUCUCCCUGCCAAGUGUGUGUGUGUGUGAGUGCGUGUGUGUGCGUCCGUGCCUGAGUGUCUGUGUGUGUGAGUGCGUACGUGUGCGAGGGUUGCGAAAGCGCAGUCGAUUUUCUCCGGUGGAACCGGAAACCGUCACGUCAUCGGCGGAUUCUUUGGAGGAAGCAAAACACCGGAAAGCCGUCGCCGUCGUCAUCUUCGUCAACAAAAACAAGCGCCGGAACAAUGAUGGUGGCCACCGUGCAGCGCUCGUCCGUGUGCCAUGGAUCAUUCUAAGACGAAGAAGUCUUCAACCCAGGACUGUUACGAGUUUCUCGACUUGAGCGACGUGGAUGACGGCGUAAAGGACGCCCUGGCUUCGACACUCAACACCACCACGCAGCAACCUGGCGGUGGCAUUCCUGCGGCUGCGGCAGCAGGUGGCGGCAAACCCAAACAGCAACAGCAAUACCAUUCCUAUCGUCCCCGGCGCCGCCAAUCGAACGCGUCUUCGGUAAUGUCCUCGUCGGACGGUUCCGGGGUGUACGACUACCCGCCGAGCUCGUCGGCGGCGGCGGCCACCUUCCCGUACCCCUUGGAGUACCACCAACCGUCGCAACAACAAAGUCCCCAAAACCAUCCUACUCCCCAACAACAACAACACCAUCAACACUACUUCCCGUACGCGGCGGCCACGACCGCGAUCGUUGCUCCGUACGAAGAUGGAGGUGUGACGGACCGCUCCACCGGCAAUGGUGGCGGUCCACCCUCACGGUACCACUACCAGAAGCGACAAAAAGAUGGCGGCGGCAACUCGCGGCCACCGUACCAGCAGUACCAGCAACACUAUCAACAUCACCAUCACUACAACCAAUCCUGGUCGCCACCUGCUGCCGCUGCAGCGUCCUCUUCUUCGGCUUCUUCCUCGUCAACAGCUGCAUCAACCACAGCAACAACACUGCCAAACACCUCUGCAAACGGUAACGUAGAGACGACGUACUACAACACCACGACCACCACCGCCUCCAAAACGGCAGACUACGGCGAAACCGGUUCCGGCGAACAGCCGCCACACCACCACCAGCACCACCAAUCCCACCACCAGCAGCACUACUACGGCAGCUAUCGCGUGGGCCCCUCGGGACGUUCGUACCGCCGACGGUCGGAAACGUACGGUGCCACCUCGACCACGACGACGUCCAGCAGCAGCUCCUCAUCGGUGGUGGCCAACAGCAGCAGCAGCACGUCGGCGGUGACCGCAACGACGACCUCGACAACGACGAGCAUGCCGCCGCACACCAACACUCCCCACUACCAGCAGCAGCAGCAGCAGCAGCAGCAACAGGGACAACAGAGUCAGCAGCAGCAAUCUCAACCGAAUGUGACGAGGGGGGGAGAGCAAGGGUCGGUUGCUCCGCAGCAGCAGCAGCCGAUCUAUCCGUCGCAGCCGAUUCCCGCUGGAUAUAUGGUGGGGGGACCGCACGCGAAUGCCGCCAUGUACCCGAUGCAGGUGAUUCCGCAGCCCGGGAAUGUGUACGUGAGCAACUUGACCGCGAACGUCAACGUUCAUGGGUUCAUGCCGCACGGGAUGCCCGGCUAUAUGGCGGCGGCGACGACGGGAACUCCGUCGGGUCCGGCAGGGGCUGCGUACAUUGCCAGUGAGGUGCCUGGGCACGAAAUGCAGCAGGUUAUGACGCCGCGCGAUGGCAGGACGGCUGCGAUGCGCAGAAAUGGAACGGGUGGGAGUAACGGGAGCACGGGCGGUCGUAACGGGAGUCGGCUUGGAAGUACUCCGAGACCGGCGCGGAAUUACGUGCCCCAUCACUUGCAGCAGCAGCAGCAGCCGGCAGCGUCUCAACCGGUGAUUAUUCAGGCACCGAUGCCGCAACCUGCCCAGUCGCAAUCCCAGCAGUCUGCCGGUGGACAGCAGCCGCAGCAAUCGCAAACGUCUCAACAGAGUCAGCAGCAGCAAGGCCAGUCGCAGCCUCAAACGCCGGAAAUUGUUCAGCAAGCGCCCCAGCAGCAGCAACACCCGGCAAUGGCGAUGGAACCUCAACAGGUGCCGUACGGAUACAGCGGAGGAUAUUACAACUAUAUCCCGAUGCAGUUCUAUCAACCGGUCCCGAUGGGUCAUCACCCGUCGGCCCAGCACGCCGCCGGAGCUCCGAUCUUCCAGGUUCCGAUGUACUCGGCAGCCCCGAUGUACGGCUAUCCCGGAGUCAUGUACCCGACCAUUUAUCAGCCCGAGUAUCCGAUGUACGACGAUAAGGGAGACGAGCAGAACCCGCAGCCCUCGCCGGAGGAAGGUGGCGUGAUGCACCAGGCCCUUUGGCAGCCCCCGACAAUGAUCGAGUACAACCCGGAGUCGGGCGAGUACAUUCAGCACGAGGAUGAUGAGGGCGCCAUGCUUCCGCCGGGACCACCCCAGAUGCAACCGAUCGCGCACGUCCUCGAUCCGAACGUGCCCAACUUUACCAUGCAAAUGGGACCGCCUACGCCGAUCCCCGACGACGAGUACGCCCCGUCAGAGGAGUACAACGCCAACACCAUGAUGUCACCGCCCUCAUCCCGGGCCUCGUCCCUUCAGAACCUGACGCAGAGCGAAAUGUACCUAGUGCCACAGCAACAGCAACCUCAAGAACCUCAACAUCUACACCAACAGCAGCACAUGCAAAUGAUGGACCUCGAGGAGGUCGCCAUGCACGAACAAGCCAUGGUCGACCACGAGGGCAACUACCUGAUAGAAGAAGAAGAAGAAGAAGAAGAAGAUGAAGAAGAGAUCCAAAGCUACCAGCAGCAGGAACCUCCAAUGUCACCAUCGCCACCACCACCCCAACAACAACAACAACAACACAUCCACGUGCAAUCGCCCCACGAAAUGGUGUACAACCCGGAACCAAUCCAGCAGCAAAUGGUAGUUGUCGAACAGCAGCCGGCUCUGCCGAUCCAAGAAACCCCCCAACCGGAAGUCACGCAAGUCUGCGAACCGGAACCGGCCGUGCGCGAGGCUACGCCUCCUCCUCCGCCUCCCACGUCUGCUGUUGUAACGUCCACUCCGCCCAUUCCGCUACCGAUUCAACUAACGCUCGUUCCUCCACCCCAGCUCGACAAACCUCCACCGCCGAUUCCGUUCGAGAUCCUCAAGCACCAGCAUGAGCAGCAGUUGCAAAAGCAACAGCAGCAACAGCAACAGCUCCAACAAACCGCGCAAUCCCAAACUCAACCCCAAUACAAUGACACCAACAACAAUAACCAGAAAAAGAAGACAAACGAGGUGGCGCUGGCGGCCACACCGGGCGCCUCCGUUGAGCCGCAACCGGCGAAGGAAUCGGCCUCAAAACCAAAUCAGACCCAGCAAACGUCGUUCAAAAGCCAAACCUCGGACGAACUCGCCAAGCUGACGCGAGCCGUCCAGGAGAAAUUUGUCCUGAAUGAUGACCGCGGCAAGUCGUCCUUCCGGUGGGCGAAUCCCAACGCACCGGUUGCGACCACCACGAUUGCGUCGUUCACCUCGCCAACGACCACGGUCGUAACGGGUCAACCGAUGCAGAAGAAGACCACCGCGUCGGUGUCGGUUUCGGCCAUCCCGAACAAAGAGUACACUCCCGCGACCUCGACUUCCGCCGUCAAGCCUUACCAGAAGAAUACCUCGCCGAUUCCGUUCACGGCGCUCGGCUCGACUGCGACGCCGCUGGCCGCGAUGCAGCACAAGCAACCCUUGGCUCCGCAAAAGUCCUACACCGAUUCGUCCGUCGGCGUCGUUGCCACUGCCCCGACCAUGGAAUCCAAGAAGGUCGAAGCGAUCCCACAGCGCGAACCGCCCCACCACAUCCAACCUCCGCCGGGACCUCCCCCGCUGCUGUCCGUGCCGCCGCCAGUCAUUCCGGCACCAUCGUACGCGCCGCCACCACCGGCCGCGACUCCAGCCGUCGCCGCACCGGCCAAAUCCUGGGCCAGCCUGUUCAAUUCGUCGUCGUCGUCCUCCUCGUCUGCUUCCGCCCCAGCUCCGGCUCCAACCGCAGCCCCAGCACUGGCCCCGUCGACGGCAAUUACCGCUGGUCCGCCGCCAUCUUCCACCAGUGCAAACCAAGCGCUUCCCACGCACUCACCCUUCGCCGCCUCCUUCAUGCCCGCGCUAGCCCGUUCCGGGUCCGGCCACACUCCGGCAGAGGCCGCAUCCAUUCCGUCGAAGAAACCCAUCGCCAAGGUGCUUCCGUUCGACAAGAGCGGCUCCUCAACGAGUAUGUCCUACUCGGCGGCGGCCAACCAAACAACCUCGACACAACCCAAACCCAACAAACCAAACCAGCCCCAGCAGCAGCAGCAGCAGCACCAGCAACAGCACCUCGGAAAGGUCCCCGAUCAGCUGGACGAGAACACCCUCAAACUGGGAGAAUUCCUCAACACGUACCAGAUCGAGAACAACAGCAUCAGCAUCCAGCCGCGCGGUCUCAUCAACCGCUCCAACUACUGCUACAUCAACGCGAUCCUGCAAGCGCUGGUCGCGUGCCCUCCGUUUUACCACCUGAUGCGCGCCAUCCGGUCGUUGCCGGCGGCCCGCAACAGCAAACACCCGCCGUUCAUCGAUGCCAUGACCGCACUGGUGGCAGAGUUUUCGACCCUGCCGCUGCGCUCCAAGGUCGCGCGGGACAAGACCAAGAAGGACGAAACGCCGGACAUUACCACCGAUACGCCGCUGGAACCGGUCGUCAUCCACAAGAUACUGGCCCUGCUCAGGUCGGACAUCUUCCAGGUCGAGGGCCGCCAGGAGGACGCCGAGGAGUUCCUCGGCUGUGUGCUGAACCGGCUCAACGACGAGAUGUUGGAGCUGAUGAAACUGAGCAAGAACGAGUCGGAGGUGAACGGCAGCAGUGGCAACAGCAGCGCCGAAGAGUCCGGAGAUGGGCACGGUGACGACCAGGACGACUGGAAGGUCAUCCGUGGCAACCGGAACAAGGGCACCAUAACGCGCACCACCGACUUUGGCCGCUCGCCGAUGAGCGACAUCUUCGGGGGGAAGCUGCGGUCGCGGGUGCACCGCGAGGGCGACCACCCCACGGACAACAUUCAGCCGUUCUUCACGCUGCAGCUCGACAUUGAGAAAGCGGCCUCCGUCAAGGACGCGCUCGAUCUGCUCGUCGGCAAGGACCAGCUGGAGGGCAUGACGUGCUCCAAGACCAAGCAGGAGAUCCAAGCGUGGCAGCAGGUCACUCUGGAGGAGCUCCCGAUCGUGAUGAUUUUGCACCUCAAGUGCUUCGACUACAAGAUGGACGGCUGCACCAAGAUCCUCAAGACGUUGGAGUUCCCGAUCGAGCUGAAGAUCGAUUCGAAACUGAUGUCCUCCAAGGGCAAGGCGUACACGGCCAAGCAGAAGCAGUACAAGCUGUUCGCGGUGGUGUACCACGACGGCAAGGAGGCCUCCAAGGGGCACUACAUCACGGACGUGUUCCACGCCGGGUACGGCACCUGGAUCCGGUACGACGACAGCACGGUGCGGGCCGUGCCGGAGUUUAACGUGCUCCACCCGAAGGCGCCGCGCGUGCCGUACCUGCUGUACUACAGACGGCUGGACACGCACUACCACGGUGGCGGCAGCGGAGCUGGAGCAGGAGCGCCAGCCGGCGGUGCCCCGGCCGGCACUGCCAGCAGCAGCAGCAGCAGUAACAACGGUAGCAACAUUAGUAGUAGUAACAACAAUAGUAACAGUAACAACAGCAGCAGCAGUGCGAAUAGCAGCACCAACUACAGUUCCGGUGGCGGCAGCUACUACGGUGGUGGGCCCGGCUCCAAGUGAACGGGAGAAAAGCUCAGUGAAAAGUGCGCGAAAAAGGACGUUUUCUGUAAGCUAGGAUUGUGCGAGGAAGCAGAAGAAGGUAGUUUUUAAGAGUGUGUGCGUGUGAGAGCUAGUGAGUACGUUGAACGAAACCGCGAUCAAAUCGUGAGAGAUCAACGAAAAAAAAAGAGCAAAACAAAUCAUCAGAUAGUGUGAGCGGGCGGCGUGAUUAAGGGAUUUACGAAAAUUGUUACUUUAGUUUGUUAGGAUUAGAACGGGCUUUUUUUCAUCAUCAUCAGUUUGUUAUCACAGUUAGUCGUUUAUUUUUGAUUUUUUUUUUCUUCACUCAUCCCCCUUCACAUUUAGUAAGACUAAUUUUGGCGACCAAGCAAGGUCGUUUUGUGCGUGAGCGCGCGCGAUCGUGAGUAAGCGAUGGCUCUAAUAUUAUUAUCUCCAGUCGAACGAUUAGUACUACAAAUACUAUUAUCAGCUAAAAAUUGUACUAAAUUCAAACUAAAUUAGAGAAAGAGCACACAAACGAUAAAUUAUUAAACUUUAUUCAAGAUUUAAAAUAGGAGUAGCGCGUGAAACAAUUGAAAAAAAUCUUAGGGGAUUGUUGUUUUCAUUAUCUUAGAGAUAUUAUUACUAUUAUUAUUAGCAGCAAGAUAGUUGUAAGGUGUAAUGCAGGCUAUGGCAAGAUGCUGCCGGACGCCAUAAGUGCGUUUGUGUGCUUUUCGCUUGCGCGCUUAUGGCGUUCGGAGAAGGAACAGGAAAGAGUGCGCAGGGUUAGCCAAGAACAAUUAACUUUUUAAAUAUGUUAAUUAAAUUUGUUUUUUUUAAUUACUUAUAUUUGCUAAAGAGUGAGCUGCCUACCGUUGUGGGGCGAGCAGCAAAUAAAGGCAAGAGAAGGUAAAUAAGGGUAAAAUAACUAAAACGAAAGCGCUCGUGCGAAUAUUCCGAAAAACAUACUGCUGUUCGAAUUGCGGCGUACUUGGCGUCGAGAUCCUAAUCCUUAAGCGUUGCGUGAGUGUUCGUGUGUAAAUAAAACAAAGACUAAUGUUUCAAUCGGCUGGUGUAAAUUGCGAAAACUAAUUUGUGCUUGAAAUUUUGCGGUUGGGAGCGCAAAAAUGUUUAAAUUUUAAAGUUAUUCUUUUGGAAAGCGAGAGCUAUACUGUAGUUCACGGUGAAGGGCUUGCCAGUCGGGUGAAAAUUCAUGCUGAACCCUAGUUUGGUAGAUUGUGCUGGCGGUACGGAAGCGAAAUCAAUAUCAAAUGACGGAUCUAGUGCUGAGAUUGAAAAUUCGCGACGUGGAACUGGAAGUCUCUCAAUUUUAUUUACCGUAAGUCAGUUCAAGAUUGUCAUCAGAGACUUGAACGCUCAAAUCGGACAGGAAGAGUGGUUUGGACCGGUUAUUGGAAGGUUAAGAGGAGAUGAACAAUAACAGUCUACGACUCAUUUAUUUCGCUACCCCCAAGAACCUUGCUAUACGUAGUGCCUUCUUCCAGCGCAGCGUCCUCGGUAAGUACAGCUGGAGAUCACCAAAAUGACACGGAGUCACAAAUCAACCAAGGUGAUGGCCUACGAGUGGCACGAUCAUGAACAGGUUCUACCAGCUGCUUGCUUUAGUCGGUGACAUCGACAUUGUGGCAAGGAACUUUGCUGACGGUGAAAGACUGAAGGUACAAGCAAGAUGUGUAGGACUUGGCAUGAAUACGACGAAGACAAAGUACAUGAGAGGAAGGGGUUCGAAAGACGUCGGCCUCCCAAGUCUCACCCCUCUAACUGUGGAUGGUGAUGAGUUGGAGGAGUUGAGCGAGUUCGUGUACUUGGGAUCGCUUGUAACCGCCGACAACGACACCAGCAAAGAAUCCGGACUCGUAUUUUUGCUAGGGAAUCGUGCGUACUUCGAAUUACGGAAGACCCUCACAUCGGAUUGAGUGCAAAGCCGCACAAAGCUGGCGAUGUACAAAACACUGAUUAGAUCGGUAGCCCUCUAUGGCCACGAGACCUGGACGAUGCGGCAGGAGGACGAACGUGCCCUUAAAGUUUUCGAACGGAAGGUGCUACGAACGACCUACGGUGUCGAACGUACGCGUUAUUUGAAGAACUGACCAUCGCCACCCAGGCGUUGCCCGAAUGGACGAGAGCCAGCCUUGCAAACUGAUUUUUGACCGCGCAGAACCAGCUGGCGGAACGGGCAGAAAAGCAGGGAAACCUCGGGCACUAUGGGGAGAUCAAGUGAAUGAUGGUAUCCGGAAGAUCUGUAAUCUAGGAAAUUGGAGAGUAGCAGCACAAGACCGAGAAAGAAGGAAGCGUCUUGUUACUGCAGCACGCGUACCUGGUGCGCUAUGCUGGUUGGUAUUUAUCACAAAUCAACCACGUUCUCAGCGAUUGUUGGCACUUCUGGGACAUAAUCGACCACGACAGCAAAGUUACCUGGAAAGUAGAAUGAGUGCUUGACCGACCCUUAGCAUGAAAUCACGGACACAAACCGGAACAUGGAACGUACUCACGUUGGAAAUCUCGGAUCCGCACAGUCCAUUGGUGAAAAUGUAUUGGAAGAUCGCAGUAAUCUGGACUCCGGUAAUUGAGUUUCGGCUUUGGAAGUCGACGCCUGUAAGCUGAUCAAACAUCUGCUGCGAACAGUCUACACGACAAGACGUGUUUCUCUACUCUACACAAGGUUAUGGGCCCAGCACAAUCCAAGAAGAAGUCACGAAGUUAGGACUGCAAGUCAACGUCUAGCUGCGAUUGGGUUCAAUGUGGACGUUUCCUGGCUGGCGGAAAUAGUGUUGAUGGGACUUCCGGAGCACUACGAGCCAAUGAUCAUGGGACUCGACGCGUCUCGGAAGGCGAUGUCAGCGGAUGCCGUGAGGUCAUUUGGAUGCGAUCGUCCGCUGCCACACACGAAGUUGACACGAGAGAAUGCCGAGCUCAACAUUCAAACAGUCAAACAGCCGGGCGAUACGACGAAACAAGCUCUUUCUCUCGAGGGAGUGAAAUCUACCAACAGUGGUGACAUCUCGCGACGCUCGUGAGGCACCUGAACGAGUUUACGCAUCCGGGAUUAAGGGUACGGUAUCAACUGUCACACGUAAGUCGCGUAAACCUGGUGAACAUCAGUCCACCUACGCUGAGGGAGAUUAAAGAAGUCGUAAAGUGUAUGAAAUCCGGUAGACUGCGGUGACAAUUUGGAUGAAGCAUCUCAACGAUCUAAACGCGAGUUCGGUGUGAAUUCAAGAGACACGGCCGUAGCCUCUUCAUCGUGAACGCUGGUAUAGUGAUUGUGUCUCGGUAAUGGCAUGAAAUACCGUCAGUUUUCGCCCAAAUUAACACAUUUUAGGCUUGUUCUCGUUCAUUUAGCACUGUAGGAAAUAUUCAGAGUGAUUUAAAGUGUGUUUGUUUCAAGCUAGGGACAGUUCGCUAGUUUGCUUCGAAGGGUUCUUGAGUAGCAAUGGAAAUCAAAUUAAGCAUAGUUUGCGCGGAUCUGGUUGGUUUAAAUCACUUUAAAUUUGGCACGACGUUGACAAACGGCUAGCAGCUUUGCAAGAAGAAACAAGAAGGUAGAGAAAGCAAAAUAGGGAGAUGCGCACGCGAUAAAACUAGCAGUUUUUGAAUCGUUAGGGCUGUGUAUAAUAUUAAUCAACCGUGUCGUAGAGACUAAGGCAGAAAACAAAAACCUCUAAUUUUAUUUGAAAAUAUAUCUUAUAUAUACUAACUAUAGGCAUACUAGCGCUAACGUAAGGUUUAAACAAGCAAAAACAGCCCAUUUAAAUUACACAUUCGCAUAGAAGAAAGAGAGAGAAGGUGAAAAAAGCAACAAAUAACAAAACUAUAAACACACACAGCAAGCAAAACUCCAACGAAACUAUUCAACCAGCAAAAACAAAUUAAAGUAACACAAGCAAACAAACAACCAAUUCUGUCACGCAGUAUACUAGCCAAAUCAUGUUUAGCUGUUUUAGUGUGGGGUAGGUAGAGUGAACCAGUUUGUGUGUAGGGAAAAGUGUCCACCCACAAUUACACCGUGUAAUAGUUGAAAGUCGAAUCGCGUUUCGCCAAAAGAAAAAAAAAGCAAGCAAAACAAAAAAAAACAAUACUUUAUCUUCAUUGUUCCAUCUUUCGUAAGCCGGCUGCUAUCGUUGCUCCACCAACCCACAACAGUACUAUCAAAACUCAUCAGUCACCGGUGUUAGUGUGUGUGUAUGCGAAGCAGCAGCAAAACCAAUAGAGAGUAAAAUAACGCCGCAGAGUAAAUCGUUCUUUAGAUAAGUGCACUUAUUAACGGUAAUUGUGUAAAAUGGGCAAGUCAAGCAUCGCAAAAAAAAAAAAAAAAUAACAGACACACGCAAACACAAACACAAGUAAACAAAUACACACAGACACACUCAUUAUUAAAGUAACGAAAAAAAAAAAAUACACAAACAGUUGGAAAAGUGCAAGCAGGACAAAAGUGUGGCUUAGCUUGGGUUAUUUUUGUUUUCUUUAUUUAAUUUUCGCUUUAGUUAGUCGUUUAAUUGGCUUCGCGUAAUGAAUAAUCACAUAAAACAGUAAUAUACAGGUAAAUAUUAUUGUUUUUUUCUAAUUUAAAUUCGAAAGAAGCACUGCGAAGUUUGAUUUUGUCUACCUUGUGAAAGUAAACAGUCAUUUAAAAAAGAAAACGCGUAGUCAAAACCGUUAGUGCAAAAGUGCACCCUCUCUCGAACUCCGCAAUGGUUAAGUAACGAAAAACAAUUUCCAAAAUUAUCUAGCAAUUCUGAAUGUAGUUGAAGCGAGUUGAAGCAAAGAAAAAAAAUACAGCUCUUGGUAGAACAGGAAUCUAGGCGUGAAAAGACCCAAAUAUAUAUAUGAAAAAAAAGAAAAAAAAAUCCAAUACGAAAAUAGUCAUCUAAAUUAUCACCACAGAGAGAGAGAGAGAGAGCGAGAGAAAGAGUUUGUGGAAAAGUGAGAGAAAAAGCGAACAGAUGUGCGUUGCCGUCUGUUGUCGGUUGCGAAGUGAACCAUGCAACUAGAAAGAGACAAAACAGAGUGAAUGUGAAAUGGACAUUGAGCGUGUGAAAAAGGCAAGAGUAAUAAACAGUAGAAUAUUUAAUAUAAAA
Molecule: messenger RNA, 11412 nt
Organism: Culex quinquefasciatus (southern house mosquito)
Lineage: Eukaryota; Metazoa; Arthropoda; Insecta; Diptera; Culicidae
Gene: Usp10
Biological process (GO): regulation of autophagy; DNA damage response, signal transduction by p53 class mediator; protein deubiquitination
Cellular component (GO): cytosol; nucleus
Molecular function (GO): cysteine-type deubiquitinase activity; cysteine-type endopeptidase activity
Source: RefSeq, a predicted model, not a curated record